GUAUUAAACUAUCUGCUAAAGAGUAAAGUAUUAAAAUUCCAAAAUGAAAAUUUUCUUACUUAUCGUGUUACUAACAAUAUUUACUGCAAAAACUAUAAGUUCUCCAAUCUUUAUAAAUAAAAACUCUAAUAAUGAUAAUGAUGUUGCAGAGCUUUUUAAUAAUUGGCAAAGCCAAGAGCAGGCCACAUCCUUUUGCAAUGGUAUAACAACUUUUAUAAGUAACAGUUCAAAGGAAUUUAUAAAACUAUUGGAAAAUAUGACAAAUAGUUUUAAUAAUAUGUUGGGCUUGAAUAGUUUGAUACCGGAAAGUGAUAAUAAGAAAACUAGUGCUGCUCCUCCAAAAACAACUAAAUCUACUACAAGUGCUGCCGCUGCUACUACUACUUUAAAACCAACUGUGGAUAUUGUUGAUAAUAGUGAAAAACCCUCGUUUGAUUGAAUUUUGCAUUAGUAUAAUUUAAAACUUAUUCGCCCUCUUGAGUAAACUCUUUAAGCUCAAAUUGUUUAUUAGUUUAAAUAAAAUAUAAUUGAAAAUAUUA
Molecule: messenger RNA, 539 nt
Organism: Lucilia sericata (common green bottle fly)
Lineage: Eukaryota; Metazoa; Arthropoda; Insecta; Diptera; Calliphoridae
Exons: 2
Coding region: 44-439 (131 amino acids)
Source: RefSeq, a predicted model, not a curated record